This is a messenger RNA of Darwinula stevensoni, 1716 nucleotides long. The record is from the annotation of a GenBank genome assembly. NCBI's taxonomy places the organism in Eukaryota, Metazoa, Arthropoda, Ostracoda, Podocopida, Darwinulidae.
CUUUGCAGGUAUUGGUACUCUAUGAGUGAAUCAGGUCCCAGAUAGACCUAGAAUGAUUCAUGAGGCAUCUCACCCAAACACAAACCCUUUUACUUGUACUGAUGGCAUAUGUACUUGUAACCAUAGUACUUCACUUAUCCUGGACAGAGAAGUCAGGCAUGGCAAAGCCAGUAACACAUAGCCACAGAGCUAAUGGAAGCUCGCAAAAGCCAUGCCAUGACACUGGAGAGUUGCUCAAGAAGUGUGUGCAAGAAUACAAAACAAUAACAAACUCUUCAUUUGUAGGACGUGCAGCACCUCACAGUUUUGUAUCUGUGAGAAAGUGGCUGGCGACCCAGCAGAUCCAUAAGACAGGACAGAAGUUGGCAGACGGUCUAAAUUUCCUCUCAACUGCUGCAGUUACUCGAGUUGGGCUUGGACAAGGUGGUUCUCAGUUCAAAUUCACAAUCUGGCUUGAUGGAGACCUCAAGGCUGUCUUUAAACCCAAGUGGUAUGAUAUUGAUCAUGUGAUAUCGGGAAAAGUAUACGAUGGGAAGGAUCGUCAUUAUGGAGAGAUUGCAGCCUUCUGGUUGGCUCUGCUCCUUGGAUUUCAGUGGUACCCUCUAGUCAUUGGAAGAAUAUUCAAUUGGAAGAAUGAGUUCCUCCCUGUUGCAGACCAAGCCCUGUUGAACACUAUGAUUAAGAAAGAUGGGAGACAAUGUAUUGUUGGGAAGUGCUUAUAUUGUACCAAGGAUGAUGCCUUCUGCAUUGCUGAUGAUGGGAAUAUUGAAGGUUCUGUGAUCCUAUACCUUCCUACAAACAACAAACUCGAGAAGUUGAGGCACCCUUGGGCACGUACCUAUAAAGAAGGUGUUUUUGCCAGGUGGGAAGUGGAUCCUGAUCAUUGCAAAACUGUGAAAACAGCAUUAUCUGAAUGGAGGUUACUGGAUCUCAUUGAUGUUGCCAUCUUUGACUACCUCAUUCAGAAUGGAGAUCGCCACCGUUAUGAAGUCAUAUCAAAUCUUCCACAUCCCCCAGUAGUGGUCCUUGACAAUGGAAAAAGUUUUGGCAACCCUGAUGUGAAUUUUGAGGACAUUUUGGCACCACUUUAUCAGUGCUGCAUGAUACACAAGGGAAUGCUAGAUACCCUGGAGGCUUUUACUUCUCCCAAUUGUUCACUUGGGAAAUUCCUACAUCAGGCAAUGAUUGCCAGUCCCAUAGGUCCAUUCUUGACUCCUUCACAUCUAUAUGCUGUGGACAAACGACUACAGCAUAUUUUGGAGAAAGUGCAGCAGUGUGUGAAGAAAUAUGGGGCUUCUGAAGUGAUUUUUCAGUGAUAAAGAAAAACACGGUGGUGGAAAAAUUCAUUUAAAUGUUUUCCAAUUAUCGUCAUUUGACACAUGAUCAUGUUAUUCUUCCUUCAUUCCAUCUUUAAAUUAUUGUAAGCAAUCAAAUAUUCUAUGCUUUCUUAGUCCUUCAAUAGUCACAAAGAUGGAGGAACUUUAUAAUGGAGGAUUGGAAACUGAAAACUGGAGAUUGUCCUUAAGAGGGAUCAGAGUUUUGUUAAGACUACUGAUAUAUAGAUAACCGUGGUUAUUAACUACUGAUGUGGCAUUGUCUGCAAUUAACAGUCUGUUCAUAUGACAUGGCAUCACAGUGUUGGACAUUCUCAAGGCUGUUCUAGUCUCCCUGGAAAACAUUUUGUAUUUUUUGUAUGAAUUGUUAUUGCUCUCUGUA